AUGGGGUUUUCCGAUACACAGACACUCUCCUACAACUGUGUGAAACACCGAAACAGGUCGCUGCUGAUUAACACGAAUGCUGAACCUGCCCUGCCUGUGGAAUGUGCAAGCAACGGAGCACCAACUGAAAACGGUGGUGCCACUGCUGACUGCAAGGUGUCUUCGGAGAGCCAUGGUGGCCUGCAAGAGGAGCAGGAAGAUGAUGGAGGGAAAGGAAGCGCUUCUGAGGCAACCGAGGGCAAUGCCGCCAUGCCGACAGAAACUCUAGCAUGUGCAACAGCAGCAAAUUCUGCAGCGCCUGUACUAGAAGCGGGCAAGCCGAAAGAAGGUGCUGAAGGAGCACCUCCAGAGGUAGAAGAAGCGGCCGAGGGCGGCGACGACGAGAAGAGCAAGGGCUUGGACGACGAGAACGAGAAGCUGAAGGAGAUGCUGCAGAAGCUCCUCGCCUCCGGCAACGACCAGAUGGGGGUCAUCGCGGAGCUGAGCGACAAGGUGAGGUCGCUGGAGAGGAAGCUCGCGGUGCACAAGAGGAGGAGGAGGCCCAAGGUGAGAGUGCAGCAACGUCCACUGAAGAAUGACCACACUUGA
This is a messenger RNA of Triticum dicoccoides, 588 nucleotides long. RefSeq names its product BAG family molecular chaperone regulator 6-like. Gene Ontology annotation, cellular component: plasmodesma. Bases 1 to 588 code for a protein of 195 amino acids. Gene Ontology annotation, biological process: protein folding. Lineage: Eukaryota; Viridiplantae; Streptophyta; Magnoliopsida; Poales; Poaceae. The record is from RefSeq and is a predicted model, not a curated record. The transcript has 2 exons.